Messenger RNA from Apis laboriosa (Himalayan honeybee), 4884 nucleotides. Its product is annotated as transmembrane protein 94. The record is from RefSeq and is a predicted model, not a curated record. The coding region runs from base 149 to 4297 and encodes 1382 amino acids. NCBI's taxonomy places the organism in Eukaryota, Metazoa, Arthropoda, Insecta, Hymenoptera, Apidae. The transcript is spliced from 25 exons.
UGCUAUGUGUUUGUGCUCUGACCCAUCCGAAUUAUGCAUUCUUUGUUCUAAUUUAGGUCAUUUACAAUUAUGAUACAUUUAUCGUUAUUUUUAAUUAUUCGAUUUACAACUGAAUUAUAAAGUAAAAAAUUGCACUUCAAAUACGAAAAUGAAAAUGGAUGGCGAUCAAGGAAAGGAUACUCCUUGCAAACCAACUGAAAAUAUUAAUACUAAAUCUGCAAAGCCAUUAGGACUAAGUACAAGAAUUGCUCUUGAAAUAUUACAACGUGAUGUUAAAAGAGUUUUACAAGAAUAUGAAGAAGAGUACAAAAGAAAUAAAAAAUAUAAAGCUUGGCUAAAGGAUACAUUACAUCAUCGUAGUCAAUAUACAACUCUUUGUUGGACUUCAGCAAUUGCACUUUUGAUCAAUGCCAUUAUACUUGUUAUUGCAUUCUUCACAAUCAACGAUACAUGGUAUCCUACACUGCCUUAUGAAGGACUGACUGUUUGUUGUCUAGUGAUGUUAAAUUUUAUUUUAGUCGUAUCUGAUAAUAAAUUACGACAUGAAGAAAUUCCUUAUAGAGUACAAGGUCUCCUCGAUCAAUUAGAAGUGGCAAAAAAUACUUGCCAAUGGAAUCCAGAGAAUUAUCCACAUUUAUGCAGUCCACUAUCUCCUUGUUUAACUUUACAGUGGACUUAUCGCGAUGGUCGCAUAAUUAAUUUACCCUGGGCAUUGUUAGUUGCUAGUGAUAUAAUUGUCAUAAAACCUGGACAACAGGCACCUGGAUAUUGUGUCCCUUAUGAUGAUGCUGAUGCACCAGUAUUACAUGCAAGAGAAGUAUAUAGUCCUCAGGUUCACAGUGCUAAUGAAAUAUUUUCAACACCACAGGCACGAACGCCUUUAAAGAAUAAAAUUUACAAACUUCAAGAAACACCAUAUUUAAUGAAUCUCAGAAUGGCUCUCGAUCAAGCUUUAGACAGGCCAGUCACGUAUCACAAUCGCAAACGGCAUCUUUUAAUGAUAUGUUGCAUUGAACAAUUGGCUUAUCCAAUUCUUUUAAUUAUCGUUCUAGUUGCUAAUUUAUUUCGAUAUAUGUAUGUGUCAGAAUAUUUCGGUGUCGGUUAUUGGAAUGAAAUGUUCUUGCUACAACCGAUCGCUAUUAGUAUCCCUUUACUUCCGUUAGUAUUCCCGACUUGUUGGAUUUUUUUAAAUUGUUUCGGAAUGGCUCGUUUCAAAGCUCUAUUUAAGCUUUAUCAAUCUUCGAAGAAACUUCAGUUUGUGGAUCCUUUCGAAGAUGCGGAUAUUUCCGGACCUAGCCAUCCAGAAGUAGUGUACAAUUGGUUGGAAUUAAAAGAAUACUUUUUUGAUAUAUUGUUUGGUAAAGAGCAUAUGAUGUCAAGAUCCGCUAGUAUUCUACAUGUUUUAGGAUCAGUCACGGCACUGUGUUGCGUGGAUAAAAAAGGGAUCCUUUCGUGGCCUAAUCCAACUGCCGAGAAAGUAUUCUUUUUACGAAAUGCUAAUACUCUAUCCCCAUCUUCAAGUACUGGUAGUUUAGAUAGAAACUCGGAACCUCAGUAUCAGACACAAACUGACGAUUCCAAACAAGAUUCGAAUAAGACAUCUUAUGUGACUCAUGAUAUGUCCCAUUCAACAGCUGAAGUUUUGGAUCUUACUCAUGACCAUGCUUUACCAUUUCGUCUACAGUUCGAUGACCAUUCUUGGAGACAACAUUUGAACUCAUUAAAACCCCUAGGUUUAGCGAUUCUUCUCAACACAUGUAAUAUGGAUACGCAAGAGCACUACAUGCAGUUUUGUUGCCAUGUCACGUGUGAAGCUCUUUUUAACGAAAAUCUAGUACCAGUAACGAACAGACGGUGUUUAUGCGAGUUAGCCAAGCAGAUAGGUUUCCAAGAUCAGGCACAAAAUAUAUUUCAAUUGGAGCAACAAUUGUCCACGUUUAGGCAUGUUCAACCAGAAAUGGUUCGGCGAGAUAUCAAAUUUGCACGAUCUUUGAGUAUCGCGACGAAGUUAAAAUUUCCAUUUCCACACAUGGUAGCUGUGGUAGUUAGAGAACGCAGUGGUGGAGGUUUGCAAUUACUUACACAGGGUACAGCGGAUAUAAUAUUGGAUUCUUGCAUCGAAUUUUGGGACGGUCAUGAUCUCUGUCCAUUAUCAGCAUCGGAUAGGAAAAAAGUACAAGAUUUUUAUCAAAGAACGAGCUUAACAUCAUAUUGUACUGCAUUUGCGUAUAGGCCAUUAACACGUGGUAUUUGUGAUAAAAUGUCUAAAAUAUAUCUAGAACUUCCUGCAGAUAGCAAACAUUUAUAUGCACCUCAUAGAAGUCCUACUCCUCUACCUUGGGAUUUUAGAAAUGUUCUUGAUCCUAGAGUGAAAGGCAUACUUGGACAAUUUCACUCGACUGAUUCUUUAUUGUGCAAUGAGAACAAAGACGAUAUUGUAAAUGAUGUUGAUAGCUGUUUUGACAUUCAAUGUAAUCAAGUUUUUAUUGGUAUGGUCACUAUGCAGUAUCAAGCACAAACAGAUAUGGUACAAUUAAUUGAACAACUCGACAGAGCUUGUAUCCGAUUUGUUCACUUCAGCAAAGAAAACGAAUUAAGAUCACGCGUAUUCUCGGAAAAGAUGGGCCUUGAAAGCGGAUGGAAUUGUCACAUAUCGUUGCUCAGUGAAAGAGCUAGGUCCGAGAGUCUAGUGGGUUGGUGGGUGAGCCAGGCAGCAGCCAUGUCCUCACCCACUCCCUCGGCCCAAUCUCAUCAGCAUAAUUACUCCUGCAUGGAUGAGGCCAGCCACUUGCUUAAUCGUGUCUCUCCUCGUACCAAUUUGGAUAAUAGCCGUGCCAUGAGUAUGUCAGCACCAAGCGCUAUAAAUACCGAUUUCUCCACUGUGAAAUUCGAUGAUGAAACCACGGAAUGGAACGACACAGGAACAUCUCAAGUUAAAAGCGCUAUGAGCCACAGGGAACAGGACACAGUGAGAAGCGAAGAUAGCGUGCUUGUACAAAGUGUAGACCUGGGUUCCGGGCAAGAAGCAUGGCGAUCUUUGAGUUGUCUCACAGACAGCACGGAGCAAAGUGCUCCUGUAAAUUUUGACUUGUCGAACAGAGCAAAACUACCUCGAGGCAUCGAUAAGAUUCGACCACACAUAGAAUUAAUAGACAAUGUACCCCUUUUGGUAUCUCUAUUCACCGAUUGCAACACCGCUGUUACAAGGGAAAUGUUGCACAUUAUGCAAGAUUAUGGAGAAGUCGUAUGCGUACUUGGUUCCUCUGCUAACGCAGAAAAUAUGCCCAUCUUCAUGCAAGCAGAUGCAGGAGUGGCAGUAGAACCAUUGUAUCCACAAGUUUGUCAAAGAGUUCCUGUAUUGAUACCAACCAAAGACGAUCAAGGUCCAUCUCCAGUUGAUUUAAGCAGAGCAUUGAAUUCUGUUGCUUGCUCUUUAAGUGUGAAACGAGAAGAUCCAAUUGCAAUUUUUCACUUAAUCAUGGAGGCUCGGCAUUAUAUGAUGUGCCUCUGGAAUUGCGUGCAAUUCUGGCUCUGUUGUACAGUUACUCUCUCCUUUACACAAGCUAUGUCCGGUUUCCUGUUACUACCGCCCUUAUUUUCGGUCGAUCAAGUCUUAUGGUUGUGCUGCUUAAUCAUUCCAAUAUUAUCUAUAUCUAUGAUUGCUACACCAAUGGAUCCUACCAUAAUGCAACGUGCAACUGGUAAAAACCAAUGUACUGUAAAUGGCCAGGUUGCAUUGUUUGUUCUUUGGUGUUAUGGCAGUAAAUUUUUGCCGACAGUCAUAACGAUAGUUCUGUCGCAAUGUAUCUCGUUUUUAUCUUUGUGCCCUACUUACACACCAGAUUCUAAAUGCUUGUAUGUAUACCCAGAUACACAAGGAGAAGUUUCAUGGGGUGGUUGGGGUGACAAACCAAACAUUAUUUUAGUGAUACAACAUUUCGCUUUGUCGCUGUUAGUUUUACAUUUAGUAACGAUAUCCAUAAGCUUUGUACAUAGAGAAUAUUCUAUCUGGAAGAAACAACCCUUUAACAAUUACGUAUGGUUUUUCAGUGCAUUUAUAGCAUUAUGCGCACAAGCUGCAUUCUCAGGAACAGUGUUUUGUAAAUUCUGGAAAGACGAAGGGCAAAGUAUAAAAGAUUUUCCUUUACAUCUUCCCCUAUUUUUCUUAGUUUCAUUACCAUUAAUCUUUGCCAUUAACGAAUUGAUCAAAUGGCAGGAAAUCAAGGUAAAUGUGAGGUAUCAAAAAAGAGCACGAUUAGAAUUUGGUACAAAACUUGGUAUGAAUUCACCAUUUUAAAAAAAUUUUUCUUCUAAAUAAAAAGGACUAAAUAUAAAUAUAAAUAUAGCCAAAUAAAUAUAUGUAUAUGUAUAUGUAUAUAAGAGAACAAAAAUACUCAAGUUUCGCAUAAUACCAUUACUGUAUUAAGCUAUAUUUCAUGAAAAUCAUUGGAUAUUCUUAACUUAUGAAUUAUUUAUUUUAUAAAUGCAUUAAACGUUAUUCAAAUGAUGUAAUUUAAACUAUUAUAAUAAUGUUACGAUUUAAGGUAUAAAUUUAUUCAUAUGGACAUGGAUGUAUAAUGUUUAACAUUUACGAAAAAGUAUUAGAAAUCCUCUAUUUAAAAUGAAGUAUCGCUGGUGAUUUAGUAGCCUUGUGAGAUAAUUAAAAUUAAUAUUCUCGAAAACCGUAUAGGUUUGAAAUGUGUAUAAUUGUUUUCAUAAUUCGAUAUAAAUUGAUAUAGUAUUUAUAUUUUUGUAUAACAACAAACGAAUAUUUUAUAUGUUAGAAAUUAAUGUAUCAUGAUGCGACACUCGCUAUUGCAAAUGUAUUGUAUUUAAUUUAAAAUAUUUUAUAGAAAAAAUUUUAAUUCAAAUUAUUAUUUCCAA